Messenger RNA from Topomyia yanbarensis, 2137 nucleotides. RefSeq names its product sodium-coupled monocarboxylate transporter 1-like. The transcript is spliced from 9 exons. Bases 213 to 2075 code for a protein of 620 amino acids. Gene Ontology annotation, molecular function: symporter activity. NCBI's taxonomy places the organism in Eukaryota, Metazoa, Arthropoda, Insecta, Diptera, Culicidae. Gene Ontology annotation, cellular component: membrane. The record is from RefSeq and is a predicted model, not a curated record. Gene Ontology annotation, biological process: transmembrane transport; sodium ion transport.
AAACUAAAGCAAACAGAGGGUUCAACCAGAUUGACAUCAUACAACCUGCUCCCUGUCUACUCGCAAUAAAUAAGACUCUUUUAUCAGUGAUGCUUCCGUCCGCCUAGCACAGAUGGAACGGCGUCCGAGAUGAUCGUCCAGAUCGUUAUCAGCCUACUUCACACUUUAUUCAUCAUCAACGCGGUCACUGGCAGCAGCUGUAGCGACGAGGAAUGGCGGGAUUAGAUAGCACGCAGGUACCCUCCAGCGCCACCUCACAGGCCGCCGACGGCCACGUGCAAAGUGUGGAUGAACUGAGCCGUUCACUGCAGCGGUUCAAUUGGCCCGACUACCUGGUGUUUGUGCUGAUGUUGGUCAGUUGUAUCUUUAUUGGAAUCUACUUCGGUUACAAGGAUCAUUUGAAGCAUAAAAAUCGGAAAACUGCCCGAAGAGAUUCGGAAGCUCUGGAUUAUCUGGUCGGAGGAAGGAAAAUGAAAAUUUUCCCAGUAGCGGUUUCGUUGGUAGCCAGCUGGAUAUCUGGAAUAUCAUUACUUGGGACAUCGACGGAAAUCUACGUUUAUGGAACGCAGUACUGUUAUAUAGUGUUCGCAGUAAUUGUGAUGGGCUUUGUGAUGCAUUACAUAUUCUUGCCUGUGUUUCAUGAUUUGCAAAUUACUUCGGCCUACGAGUACUUACAGCUGCGUUUUGAUAAGCGGAUGAGACUUUUAGGGUCGCUCCUGUUUACUUUGGCUUUGUUACUAUGGCUUCCGAUCGUUGUUUACGUCCCAGCGCUGGCAUUUAACCAAGUGUCCGGAAUCAACAUCCACGUCAUUACCCCGAUCGUUUGUCUGGUUUGCAUCUUCUACACUAGUGUGGGCGGAGUAAAGGCCGUGGUAUGGACGGAUGUCUUACAGACGAUGGUUAUGGUUGGUGCAAUGGUUAUUGUUAUCAUCAAAGGGACUAGCGAUGUCGGUGGUCUUGGAGUGGUUAUAGAAAGGAACUCUGCUGGACAGCGUUUCGAAAAACCAGAUUUUGAUCUCGAUCCAACAACAAGGAGCACGUUUUGGAAUUUAUUCAUUGGUGGAACCUUCUUCUGGACUUCCACCAAUGCCAUCAAUCAGAACAUGAUGCAGCGCUACCUGGCACUUCCCACAUUACGGGCAGCACGAAAAGCUUUGGUUCUGUUCAUUAUUGGGACGACGAUUAUUCUUUCCCUUUGCUGUUACAACGGACUUCUUAUUUACGCGAAGCACUAUGACUGUGAUCCUCUCAGUACCGGUUUGGCCAAGGCAAAAGAUCAGCUGGUACCGCUUCUAGUGAUGGAAGUUCUAGCGGUUUAUCCUGGCUUGGCGGGACUCUUCGUUGCUGGUAUUUUUAGUGCAGCUCUGAGUUCACUGUCGACCGGAUUAAAUUCACUCUCAGCAAUCGUCCUGGAAGAUUUUUGCAAGCCAUUUGUAAAGCGUCCGUUGACUGAACUACAGACACGUUAUCUCAUGAGGUGUACUGUCUUGAUAUUUGGAGCCUUGGCAGUGGUUUUGGUGGUAGUGGUUGAAAAAAUGGGAGCCGUCUUGCAGCUAUCGAUGAGCUUAGGACCUGUUACGUUAGGACCCCUUUUCGGGCUUUUCAUAAUGGGAAUAUUUUUCCCCCGCAUCAACGGAUUGUGUGCUAUAAUCGGAACUAUUGGAGGACUCGCGACGAUGGGCUACAUAGUGAUUCGAUCUCAGAUAUCAAUCGCUCUCGGUGAAAUCGUUUUCACUGAAAAGCCUGUCACAGUGGCUGGUUGUGCGUAUGAUUACAUUCCAUUGAAUAAAACGUCCAGUUUUCAUUUUCCAACCGAUGGAUCGCAAACAACGGUAGAGAAAUCUCUGCAUCACGUUUCGUUUCUUUACUACACCCUGAUCGGCUCUAUGGUGCCUACGAUCAUAGGCUAUCUGUGUUCAGUUAUCAUAAGCUUUACCGUUGGAUUUAGUCCGGAAGAUAUGAACAUUGAUCCACUCCUGUUGGCACCAUUCCUGCGCAAGUACUAUCAAUCGAAUAAAGUGAAAAAUAUGGCCGAAGUCAUACACGAGUUCGAAACGAAAGAUAUUCAGCUUUAACUUAAAAGCGAGAUAGUGCGAUUCGGUGUGAAUGGAAUAAAGCGAAAUGUGUCGAGACUGAA